AUGAAGGACUAUGAGGAAACCAUUGCAUUUUUAGGAGAAUGGGGACCUUUCCAAAGACUGAUUUUUGUUCUCCUGAGCCUUAAUGCCAUCCCCAGUGGAUACAUAUCUCUUUCAAUGGUCUUCAUAGCAGACACUCCUCCUCAUCACUGCAGAGUUCCAUCCCUGAACAGCAGCUAUGGAGGACUGGGCUACAAUCUGUCCAUCCCGACUGAGGAGCUGAAAGGGGAGACCAUCCUGAGUCGCUGCAGACGCUACACUGAACAGGAAGACUCUGGCUCUCCCUACAGCUAUGACACAGAGGGCUGCGUGGAUGGCUGGGUGUUCAGCAAGGAGAGAUAUGUGUCAACUAUUGUCACUGAGUGGAGUCUGGUGUGUGACGAUGCCUGGAAGUCUCCUUUCACCCUGACUAUUGUCUUUGCUGGAGUGCUUGUUGGAUCGUUGUGUUCUGGAAUUUUGUCAGACAGGUACGGCAGGAGGAUCAUCUUUUUUUCUGCCAAGGCUGUGGAGACUAUAUGCUACACAGCCUUGGCUAUGUCCCAAAGCUGGGAGAUGUUCUGUGCUCUCUAUUUCAUCAUAGGAGUGAUGGACAUCUCAAGCUACUGUACUGCUUUUAUACUUGGCUCAGAGCUCCUGAUUAAAUCAACACGUGAGACUUUUGGCAUUCUUGGGGUCUGUCUGUCCUACGCCACUGGCUAUGCCGUCCUGCCACUCUUUGCAUACUUCAUUCGGGACUGGAGAACACUGCAGAUAGGACUGUCUAUAGUGGGGUAUCUGUAUAUUCCACUCUGGUGGUUCAUCCCAGAGUCCCCCCGCUGGCUCAUCACUCAGGGCCGGUUGCAGGAGGCAGAGGCCAUCAUUCGAGCUGCUGCCAAGAAGAACGGCAUCACGCCACCAGAGGACAUCUUCCAGACAGAGUUCAGAAUCAACACUAAGGAAAUUGACCAGAAAUCCAGUGGUCAGGAAAAUUACACUUGGCUGGAUCUCCUAAAAACUGUGAAUAUGAGAAACAUUACCAUUAUAAACAUCACUAUCUGGAUAACCAUAUCCUUGAUAUACUACGGCCUGUCCUUUAACACCUCUAAUCUGGAUGGAGAUCCGUAUCGCAACUGCCUAAUUUCCGCUGCCACAGAAUUUCUUGCCUAUGCUUUUCUGCGGUUCACCAUACGCUACGUUCCACGGCGGGUGAUUCUGCCAUUCACUCUUCUUCUUGGAGGUGCUUUGCUGCUGCUCAUCCAGCUUGUGCCUGCAGAGCUAAGUGGGCUGACUGUCACCUUGGCAAUGACAGGAAGAUUGGUUGUAACCGGGGCCUAUGCAUUUGUUUAUGUGUAUUCCACGGAAAUCUUUCCCACUGUCGUACGCAAUAUGGGAUUAGGUGUCAGCUCCAUGGCGGCCAGAAUCGGAAGUGGCGUCUCACCAUACGUAGCCCAUAUUGGCACAUAUAACAAGACAUUACCUUUUAUCCUGAUGGGAACAAUCUCUCUAUUCUCUGGUGGUCUGAGUCUGUUGUUACCAGAGACAAAAAAUGAAAAACUCCCAGAACUCAUUAGCCAAGUCAAACCUCUUCAAUGGUGUUGCAACAAGAAGAGGACUGCUGAAAUUAACAGUCCGGAUGGAGAUGUGCAGGGCUCUAAAUUAGCACCCGCCAACCAGUCAAAUGCUGGUGAAAAUUCAGUUUGGCUGGUAGAAAAGAACGCCUACUAGCCACUUCGACUGACAGUGAAUGUAUGUUUGGCUAGUACAAUUUACAAGCCAAAUUUACAAGUACAAUGUACUAGCCAAAUUUGGCUAGCAAUGAAAAAGGUUAAUUUAUAGCCCUGGAGAUGUGCAUUAGAGUGAUGACCCUACCAAUAGCUUGAAAGGCUGAAAUGAAUAAUUGAAGACAUACUAUAUAACAUAUUAAUCACCACCUGUAGACAUUGUGUACAUUCUGGAAGUUGUUUUGCCUUACGAUCACCACUGAAUUUAAAUGUUUGA
This is a messenger RNA of Engraulis encrasicolus (European anchovy), 1974 nucleotides long. RefSeq names its product organic cation/carnitine transporter 2-like. Lineage: Eukaryota; Metazoa; Chordata; Actinopteri; Clupeiformes; Engraulidae. Gene Ontology annotation, cellular component: membrane. The transcript is spliced from 10 exons. Gene Ontology annotation, molecular function: quaternary ammonium group transmembrane transporter activity. The record is from RefSeq and is a predicted model, not a curated record. Gene Ontology annotation, biological process: transmembrane transport; quaternary ammonium group transport. The coding region runs from base 1 to 1701 and encodes 566 amino acids.